AUGGCCCCAGAGAAGCCCUUGCCAUUCAGUGACGAGUUCUCGUCGGUAGACGACUACGUGGCAGAACUCCUUGACUUUGUAGGGUCAGAGCAAGUCUUUCAGAUCCUCUGCGGCGGGGUCCACAUCCUCGACUUCUUCACCAUCGAGUCCGGCCUGUUUCACGUGGCCCUGCCCCAGGAAUGGCACGCCUUCCUCCUGUCGUGUCCCACGCCCCGAUUCCUGGAUAUACUGGUACGGGACGACCUGAGCAGCUUGGUGUACGACGACGGGGACGUGCCACCCCCGGAGUCUUUGCUCAACUACAUCAGGACGGUGCGUCGACUAUCCCUGAGCAGAAGGUUCGACGGCCCUCCAGGUGGCAAGAAGCUGCCGAAGCUGCCGCGGACCGUGUCGGUGGGGAUGCGGCCCAAGAAGAUCCACGAGGUGACCAACUUUGCCGAGUUCGUGGACCGGCUGGCUCGGGAGGUUGAUGCGCGAAACGCCGACAGAGGUGCCGGAACGGACGAUAGGAGCGACGGAAAGAUCACGCACCUGGUCGACUUCGGCAGCGGACAGAACUAUCUUGGCAGGGCGCUGGCCAGCGAGCCGUACAACCGACACGUGGUCGCCGUCGAGGGACGGGAGCACAACGUUUCGGCGGCCAAGAGUUUCGACGUCAGUUCGGGGCUGGCCGUGGCCGACACGGUCAGGCGCAACAAGAAGCUGUGGAAUAAAGUGCGCGAGGUGGCGGGGAGGGAGGGGCUCAAGGACCCGGAGAUCCGGGCGCGCGCCAUCAAGGAGAUCGUCGGGGAGGACCCGGCCGCACGCGAGGCCAUCGACUUCCGCCCCAAGGACCAGCUCUCGACCACGUACGAGGCCGAGGAGGGCAAGGGCUACGUGGACUACAUCUCCGGCCGCCUGGAGAGCGGGGACCUGUCGGCCGUGAUCUCGAGCGUGGACCGGGCCCACCACAACCUGUCGGACGCAGAGACGCGCGGGCGCAAGCUGCGCCUGAUGGCCGUGUCGAUCCACUCGUGCGGCAACCUGUCGCACUACGCCAUCCGGUCGCUUCUGCUCAACGACGACAUGCGCGCCGUCGCCAUCGUGGGCUGCUGCUACAACCUCCUGACCGAGCGCCUCGGCCCCCCGACGUACAAGCACCCGUAUCUGCGCCCGACGCUGCAGGCCAUCAACGGGAAGCCGACGCCGGAGGCGGACCGCCGCGACCCGCAGGGGUUCCCGAUGAGCGAGCGCUUCGCCACGCACAACGGCGGCGACGGGAUCCGGCUCAACAUCACGGCCCGCAUGAUGGCCUGCCAGGCCCUGCAGAACUGGUCGGGCCAGGAGAGCGAGUCCUUCUUCACGCGGCACUUCUUCCGCGCCGUGGCGCAGAAGAUGUUCCUGGACCGAGGCGUGGUGACCAAGGUGAGGCACCGCCAGCCGCGUCCCGGCGAGGACGACGGCCCCGAGACCCCCUUCGACGUGAGCACCAACCCCGUCAUCAUCGGAUCGCUCCCGAACUCGUGCUACGACUCCCUAAAGACGUACGUCCGCGGCGCCGUCGCGAAGAUCACCGGCAACACCGAGUUCGCCGACUACGCCGACCUCAUGCGCGAGAGAAUGGGGUCCAUCACCGACCAGGAGAUUGAGGAGUACGAGGCCCUGUACAACCCGCGCCGCAAGGAGCUGUCCGUCGUGUGGAGCCUCAUGGCAUUCAGCGCAAUCGUCGUCGAGUCGCUCAUCGUCACGGAUCGCUGGACCUUUCUCACAGAGCAGGAUGUGGUGGAGCGGGCGUGGGUCGAGCCCGUGUUUGAUUUUAAGCAGAGUCCGCGGAACUUGGUGGUUGUUGUGACAAGAGUCAGCUUCGAUUGCGGCAACUGCAACCCCAUCAACCUCCUACCAUACCCUCGACGUCCACCCGACUCGACUCAGCUCGAUUCUCCGACAGCUCCGAUAAGAAGUACCCGAUCAACAGAACAGGACAGAGCGCUCAAAAUGAAUGGAGAGGAUCGUCUCUGGAAGUUCAGCCGACCCGAGUGGCUGAACAGCGCCUGGGCGCGCAAUGCGGGCGUCUACGGCGCCGGAGCGCUGUUCUCUAUCGCCUUUUACGUGAUGCUCGACUCGGCAGUGUGGUCCAGGUCGGCCAGGAACGGAUCCGACGUGCACGUAAAGUUUGUCGAUUGGCUGCCGCUCAUCUUCUCGAGCCUGGGCAUGCUCAUCAUCAACUCGGUCGAGAAGCAGCGGCUCAGCACCGACUCGUGGAGCUACAGCGGCUCCGGGGUGGCCUGGAAAGCCCGGGUCGUGCUGUUCCUCGGCUUCGCCAUGCUCGCGGGCGGCAUGGCCGGAGGCGUGACGGUCUUUGUGCUCAAGUUUGUCGCGACGAAUGUGAGCAUGCCGGCUCUUGGGAUGGGUAUCGAGAAUGUCGUUAGCAAUGGCUUGGUUGGGAUGAGGCAAGUUCUUCCUCUCCCACGAUUACUACUCACCGUCGUUCUCUGGAUAAGCCAGAACAUGGAGGACGAGUACUCUUACAACCUGUCUCUCUAA
Molecule: messenger RNA, 2523 nt
Organism: Geosmithia morbida
Lineage: Eukaryota; Fungi; Ascomycota; Sordariomycetes; Hypocreales; Bionectriaceae
Exons: 4
Coding region: 1-2523 (840 amino acids)
Source: RefSeq, a predicted model, not a curated record